AUGUCUGAAGAAGAAGUUAGUGGGUUGAAAGUUCAAGAAGAGAGGUUGAUGAGGGAUUUGCAUGAGACUUGUGAGUGGGGGAAGGGGGAGAGGUGGGGGAGCUCAUCAACGGACGAACUCCAGGCUAACACCUUCUCUCAAAACAGCGCUCCCACUGAAACAGGCAUGUCACGCCUCGCCCUCUCAGACACAGACAAACAAGCCCGCGACUGGUUCGCCUCGACCACAAAAUCCCUCGGUUGCAAAGUAAUCGUCGACGCCAUGGGAAACCAAUUCGCCAUCCGCGAAGGCCUGCAACAAGGCCCUCCCACCGUCGCUGGCAGUCACUUAGAUACCCAACCCACUGGAGGCAGAUACGAUGGAAUCCUCGGCGUCACCGCUGGUAUAGAAAUGCUACGAACCCUUCACGACAAUAACAUCACGACUACGUUUCCUGUAGGUGUGGUCAACUGGACCAAUGAAGAAGGAGCUAGGUUUCCUAUCUCUAUGGUUUCGUCGGGGGUUUGGGCGGGUGCGAUAUCUCUCGAACAUGCCCAUGGUCUUAAGGAAGUAGGUUCUGGCUCUGCAACCAUGAAAUCUGAACUCGAACGCAUCGGCUACCUCGGCGAUGUCGACUGUAGUCACGAAGCCGUUCCCCUAGCCGCACACUUCGAGUUACACAUCGAACAAGGACCCAUCCUCGAAGCCGAAAACCGCAAAGUAGGGAUCGUACAAGGCGUUCAAGCUUACAAAUGGUUUACGGUUUCUGUGCGUGGAGCAGAUUGCCAUACUGGAACAACUUCAUUCUCUCAUCGUGCUGAUGCCCUCCUCGCUGCUUCUAAAAUGAUUGUUUACUCUCAUCGUGCGGCGGCUAGAAAAGGAGCUUUGGCUUCUACUGGCAUCUUGACUUUGAAACCUGGAAGUACGAACACGGUGCCUGGCUCUGUGGACUUUUCGCUGGAUAUAAGGUCUCCUGAGAAUGAAAUUGUCGCCCAGGUGGAAGAAGACUGCAAGAAAGCCUUUGCAGCCAUUGCAGCGGGAGAAGACGUUGAUGGCCUAGGCCUUGACUUCGUACCCUCCUCGAAAUCGUGCUCUGUCACUUGGACUUUGGACACCGAUUCUCCAGCUACAAAAUUCCACCCUGACUGUAUUUCCUGCGUUGAGGAUGCAGCAACUUCCCUCUUCGGCCCCGACACCUCAAAGCUUACCAAACCUAUGACUUCGGGAGCUGGACAUGAUAGUGUAUACACCAGCAAACGCUGCCCAACAACUAUGAUUUUCGUGCCCAGUAGAGAUGGGGUCUCGCAUAAUCCUGUUGAGUUUACGAAGCCUGAGGAUUGUGCGAUUGGAGCACAGGUUUUGAUGCAGGCGGUUUUGAGAUAUGAUCAGAAGAGAGCUGAGGGAAAGGUUUGA
This is a messenger RNA of Aureobasidium melanogenum CBS 110374, 1392 nucleotides long. RefSeq names its product N-carbamoyl-L-amino acid hydrolase. The record is from RefSeq and is a predicted model, not a curated record. The transcript is spliced from 2 exons. Bases 1 to 1392 code for a protein of 463 amino acids. Gene Ontology annotation, molecular function: hydrolase activity, acting on carbon-nitrogen (but not peptide) bonds, in linear amidines. NCBI's taxonomy places the organism in Eukaryota, Fungi, Ascomycota, Dothideomycetes, Dothideales, Saccotheciaceae.